Molecule: messenger RNA, 5765 nt
Organism: Acipenser ruthenus (sterlet)
Lineage: Eukaryota; Metazoa; Chordata; Actinopteri; Acipenseriformes; Acipenseridae
Product: spermatogenesis associated 6-like protein
Exons: 12
Coding region: 434-1441 (335 amino acids)
Biological process (GO): spermatogenesis
Molecular function (GO): myosin light chain binding
Source: RefSeq, a predicted model, not a curated record
ACUCUCUGCACUGUUUUCCUGUAUAAUGAAUAAUGCCAAAACAACUGCCCUGGAAAGUGGCUAGAAAUGUUGAUGUUAUGCAGAUGUGAAUAUGUGGACAAUCCAUUACUUUUUUCUAAUUUGAAUAGAAAAAUGUGGGUCCCGUCUACUGUACAUUUUGUACCAACUUUUUUUCUGUUCUCACAUUGGUUUACCUUCAACAAGCCUCCACAUCCACUGCUUCACUGCAGCCCCCUGUCAGAAAGCAACAGAAGUGCAUCGCUUGGGAAUAAUCGAGUAAAAGGGUCAGAACGUGCACCGCGGGUCUCUAUGGAAACGUGAAGCUCCUCAAAACAGCGGUCUCGUCGGCGGGCGCAGUUGUCUGUAACUUUUCAUACUCAUUCACUCGCUGUAAACGCUAAAAAUAUACAUAAUUAAAAAUCUUGACUGAAACAUGCCACAGAAAGCAGUGAAGGUAGUUGUUGAACUCCAGCUUCAUGCGGUGACUUGCCCAGGUGUGUUUUUGACAGACAAAGAUGAUGUCUACCUCAGUGUAUGCAUCAUGGGGCAGUACAGGAAGUCAGCAUGUUGUUUGCCAGUAUUCCCGCUGCUUUUUCAUGAAAAGAUGACAUUUGAAAAGGUUUUUAAGAUGGCGAUGGACCCUGCUGCUGUAGCUGAGCAGUUAGAAUAUCAAACUGCUAAAUUUGAACUAAUACAGUUAUUUCCUCCAGUGGGGGAGACAUUGGCAUCUUAUGAAGAAGAGGCAAGGAGCUUUCUUUUUCCAGAGCCUAAACUGUCCCCUACUUACCCUGGAGUGGACAGAGAAGUACUAAUGAGACGGACACGAAAUUUCCCAGGAAUUGCACCAAAACUAGAAUUUUCAACCAGAACUACAAUUAAGGAAUGCUCAUUCAAAAGAGAGAAAGGAUUCUGUGCAAAUAAUCACUUGGUUGACAGCUCCAGGUCUGUCAGCAAACAUGACACACCGCCACAACGAUCUCCAGAUUUACUAAUAUCAAGGUCAAGAAGCACUUCACCCAAGUCACGUCUUAGUGGUGAUAUCUCUUUUGGAAGUCACAGACAAAAGAAUGCUGUGGAGAUUAAAGAUAGAGGCACCCAGGAUGCUGGUGAUUUGGCAUCUAUGGAUACAGAUGAUCUAGUCAAUUACUCCCCGAAUUCAAAUUCAAGCUCGGCUCUGAGAAGCCACAUGAGAUCCCCCAACUCUACCUCAAUGCUGUUGAGUUCACGAAGCCUAAUACUGAACCGGUCACCUCUAAGGCAAAGGUUCAAUUCAGACUCUAACAAUACCUGGGAAUCAAUCCAUGACCGAGUUAGAAAUCUUCUAACAACCCACAGUGCUAGACAGCGUCUUUCCUUUGGGGCUACAGAAUCUGAGGUAGCUGAAGUCCUUGAAAGGAGAUCUAUAUCCCCUUCCAACUUCUCAAUGGAAAAAAGAAAUUAAGGUUCAUAAGGACCCCCUUGUAAAUGAGGCAUCGCUCAACGGGUACAUUUCCUGGUAAAAUAAAUAAAUACAAAAUUUGUAGCCAAUAACAUCGUACCUUUGACUUAUUGGCAACAUUCCUCUUUUUAUCUGGAUGGCAGCUUUCAUUGUUACAAAGCUUCAUUUUUCUUUUCUUCUGAACGUCAUUUUUGAUCUGUUGUUUCUCCAACUCCACUUUUGAUUUAGCGAGUUUAUCGGCAUCUGGUAAAAUAAAAAGUACAGCUAGAUUAAUGAAUUGCAUCAGUACAUAACACAUAAAGAGAGCUUCCCAGUAUUCAACAAUAAAAUAUAAUUUGCGAGAAAAAAAAAAAAAAAGCUUACCACCAAGCUUCAUAAUUUUCAUUGGAAAAGUUACCUUCUCUUUUCCCUUCUUUCGAAGAACCACGUUGCUGCCCUGCUUCAAUGUUCCAACAAUAUCUUUAGUCAAGAUGAUGUCAGUCUUGUUCGGUUCAGUGUAGGACACAAGGGCAAACUUAUCGCCGCAGUGUGAGAAGAAAGACUAAGGGAUUCAUUCAUCAAUGUGUUAUUUUCUUUUGAUAUUUAAUCAUGUUCUUAUUUUUACCCUGAAUAUCUCUUUACAGUCUCAAUGACAGUUGUAGAUAGAAGAUUAGCCAACUAAUGAGUCAUAACGGAACGUUUAAUGUGGAAAUGUGCACAAGCAAACUGUAAACAGCGCAAGAUCCCAAAAUUAUAUCCAAAUGAUUAUUAUUUUAUUUUGUAUUUUUUGUCUGCAAUGUGUAAAAACUAAUCAAUUGCGUUGCAUGUUCGGUUUGGCCAAGGUUGUAAUAUUGCUACUGCAUCAUAAAGAAAAUACUGCUGCAUAAGGAUUGCCUUUCUACCACAGAAUAUGUUCUUUAAAAAAUUGCGCGAGAGAAGUGGCGUAAACAGUAAGGACAAACGUUGCUAUUGGGACCAUGCUGCAUGAUUUGUUUAUUAUUAAUAGCAUUAUAAUUAAACUAUACCAAAUCACGUUUUUAUUUACAACGAAGGGAAAACAUGUUUUUGCUGACUUUAUAAGCAUUUGGGUGACAUAGUAUAGGUUACCAUUGUAAAUAAAAAACAUAAUUUGACAUAAUUUAAUGAUAACGGUGUUAGUAAAUGAAUCAUAAUUAUAGCAGCAGUUUUUAAGUAUUCUGUAAAUAUUUUGUUAAAUAGUUAAAAAGUACAAUGUGGGGUUGGCAUGUCUUGUUUUAAAAAAUAUCGGCACAGACAUUAUAUACAAACCAAUGGAAUACCGUGUGUGUGUUUAAUAGAGAGAUAGAAUACAUGUCUCCAGUCAUGUGGUUUUCAAGAUCACGUCGCCUUAAGUUCUAGCGUUGUAGAUAUGCCAUAGCCUUAUCUUUUCACCUAUUGAUUCGGCCCAUUGCCACUGUACUUUAUGCAUCCAUGCAGCCCUUCCUGUGAUGUCAUCAGGCAUUGUGUUCCGGGCUUAAGGUUACAAAUUGUUAAAAUAAGUGAUCAAACCUCAUUCAUAACCACAAGUAUAUCAAAAUUUAAAAUAUUUUCAUAAUUACAGAUAUUUAAUUAUCUAGGUAGUCUAUCUAUCAUCGGCGUCUCAGCCGUGGUCUGUUAAAUUUUAGUUUCAAGGUUAGUUAUAGUUUUUCUUUAAUUAAAACCCUCCUUUUCCAAGUGCAAAUUAACUCCUGAUAAAUUAUGACAAUUAACACAGAUUUGCUUAUAAAUUCCCAUGCAAACAAAAUAAAUAGUCGCAAGAAGUUGCUCGUUACGCUAUUAACAUUAUUUCGUAAAUCAACAUAAUUUUGGAAAUCACGUAGCAUAAUUAUUUAAUAACAAGAUAGGCAUAAUGACCUCUUGAAACUAACAAAAUCAAUGCUACAUAACGAUUUGUUGAUUAACACUGGAGUUAUCAUUUACGAACUUUUUGAAAAUACUGCCCAUGAUGUCAUAAUGGUGGGGGAACGAAAGAGUUUCACAUUGUUAUAAUAACCCUUCCACAGAACACCCCCAAAUACCUUAAAAUCCACCCACUAAGUAGAUAUAAGAGCAUAUUCAUUUGUUAGUGCAAAUUGGUUAGAAUUGCUGUGUUAGGCAAACGCCCAUCUGGUUACUCUAAUACCCCAAAUGCUAAAAUAAUAAUGUUUUUGUCAGUAAAUAUGUAUCUUCUGCCAGUACUCCUAAGAUAAUAGAUGUGAAGGGAAGGUUACAAUUCUGUUAUGUCCCAGGAAUGUAUUGGGGCUUUAGAAAAUCCAAAUUAUCGCACAUUAAUGCUUUGAAUUCAGAAACAUCUUGGCUGACAUAGCUGAUAUGUGUUAAAGAAUAAGCAUUACAGUACAUCUAAUUAUUUCAGUGAUAGACAAAAUUAUACCAAAACAUAAUGUGCAAUGUGUUGUGAUACAACACAAACACAGCAAAAGCUAGUAUAUUUCUCACACAGAUUGUUAGCUAUACAGCAUUGCAACACAUCUUAGUUGACACGAUGGUGAGUGGAAGUCAUACAGUGAAUUUAUAGUGCAUUGUAUUUCAUAUUAAUUUGUAAAGCAUAUAACUUGAUUUGUCCCUAAGAGCACAAUAACUGUACAUUAAUUGUAAUUUAUACUCCUGUGUACUGUAUGAAUUGCCUCCUACAAAACUGAAUUGUGAAACUCCAUGCUUAUUAAAUCAUAUAUUGUUAAAAGGAGCCAACUGGAUAUUGCUGAACAUAUCCCAUUUUAUAUUUGAUUCAGCCCAAAAACUGCUAAAUAAUAUUGUAUUGCGUGCAAUAAAAGGACACUGCCAAUUGACAUUUUAAAAUCAGUGUUCAAAUUCUAAAUGUAACAAAAUUCAAGACUCAAGUGAUUUUUAACAGGCAUUUCAUGGUAAACCUGCCUCUCAAACUCAUGUUAUGGUUAUGGAUGCAAAUAGGGGGUUCUCAACACAUACCAGUAGUAUGUUCCAAUAUGUUUAUAUGAAUCUCACAGGUAUGUUCUAACCAGGAAAGUAUGUAUUAAUAAAUGCAAAUGUGUGCAGUUUAGGCAUUCUUUAAUAUUGUUUCAAGUGAAAUGCCUUGCAUUUCAACGGUACUUUAAACAUCUUAAAUAUCUUAAUUAGAAUUUAUCUAGCAUUCCGGUGUUAUCACAUUCCUGUCCAAAACAUUGUGCUUGCUGUCUUUUCCUCAAAAACUUGCAAGCAGAUCUGAUCAAAAAUCAACCAGAAUAUUUAACCAUCUUGGAUUUACUGUCGAUGUUGAACUAACUUUGGGUUUCAAUAGUAAAAAAUACAAAUAAAUAAAAAAGAUUAUACUAAAUUACAAUAUUUCCAAUAGAAAAGUGAACAUGUGCUGCAUUGUUUUGUUAAAAUAGCAAAUAGCUGACUUGGUUGUACAAUACGUGCCUCUGAAAACACCAUCUCUCACUGUAAACCACCUGUCAAAAGUGGAAGGCACCCAUGAGCGGCUGUACUGCAGUAAAACACAUAGGAGUCAUUUUAAAAGGGUGAUGUUUUGUUUACGACAUAUCAAAAUAUGAUAAUAUAAAUGCUAUAUUAUUUUUACUAAAAUGUAUUUGGAGGUUGCAAAGACACAGUAGCAACACAAUUGCUACUUUUUUCCCUCCUCAAUUUCUGUAAUAAGUGUAAUAAGAUUAGACACAACUAAAUAUUGUAUGCAUAUUUAACUGAAGCCAUUCUAUAUUUGUUAUUGUUCAUUCUAGCUUUUUAUUGGUUUUCUUUAUAAACAAGUCAAAUAUGAAAUUUUGAUUUGUUUGACAUCCUGAUGUUUGUACAUGUGUAGUAGGGCGGUAGUAAGCCCUGCUUAUUGAUAUGUGUUUGUUUGUUUUAUUUUCAGAACGAGGGUUCCCCCUCCGCCCCUGUGUUAUUUUGUGUUUGUUUAUUAUGAUUUAGUUGUAUUUAUAUGACGGCGAGCGCCAUAUGUUUUCUUAUUGUUUGUAUUUUGACGGAGUAGACGGUUUGUUUUGUUUAGCGUGGAUGGGUAGCCCCAUCCACAACAUAAUUAAAACUCGUGCAGAAGGUGGCCAUCUCCCGAAUUAAUUAGGUGAUUUAAUUUGUUGCUAAUCGGGAGAUGGUCACCUGUUAUAAAAAGCCUGCAGCUCUCCAACUCAGGGUGGGUGUUAGUGAGGAGCGAGAGUGGAGAGAAACGAAACAUGAUUUAAAAAGAUACCAGGAACAGUGACAGCAACUGCCCAGCCUGACCUGGGAUCGUAUUAUUUAUUAUUUUGUGUUCGUGACUUGAUUUUGUUUAAACCUUUUAUUUUGCUCUGUGAGCAAGUGCUUUUUGUUUAAAUAUUUUAUUUAUUUUUGGUUCUCUUUAAAUAAAACGGCGCCCGCGCCA